Molecule: messenger RNA, 750 nt
Organism: Rotaria socialis
Lineage: Eukaryota; Metazoa; Rotifera; Eurotatoria; Philodinida; Philodinidae
Source: the annotation of a GenBank genome assembly
AUGAGCGCUACUUGUAGAAUCAAUCGUUUUGGUGAUAUUGAUACUUCCAAUAACAGACGUGCGCCUGUUUCUGAUUAUCGUAGUGAAAAACUUGUUUCUAUUGAAAAAGCGCUAGAACCUAUCGUACCGUACAUUGAUCAACUGCCACUUCACAUUAAAAAUGCUAAACAACGCUGUCAUUUUCCAUCAGAACAUGGACUAACAAAAGAUCAGUCAGCUGCUAUCUACAUUUAUACGAUGGAAUGGGAUGGUACUACAUUGUAUCGUGUAUUAAAUAAUGUAUUGAGAUCAGAAAAUGAAGUAGCAUUAAAGAUGUGGUUUCCAUAUUUGCAACUAUUUAAUACAGCAUUGGAUAAGUUGCCUACUGUCAAACAAGCAGUAUGGAGAGGUGUACCUCUUGAUAUUGGUAAGAAUUUCACCAAAGAUCAAACUGUAACGUGGUGGAGUGUUAAUUCAUGUUCAUUAUCACCGAAAGUUAUUAAAAAUUUUCUUGACAAAAGUCAGAACUCAACUCUAUUUUUAAUUGAAGCUAUUAAUGGAAAAAAGGUUUCUGGAUAUACAGCAUAUGAAAAUGAAGAUGAAGUCAUUUUACGAAUCGGUACCAAAUUUCGUGUACAAGGCGAUCCAUUGUUUCAAUCAAAUGGUUCAUACAUUGUGCAUUUAAUUACAGUUGAUGGUAACAAUGAUCAAACAACAGCAUCAAAUAAUACUGAUACAAGUCGUAAGCUAUUUGUACUUUGUCUCUAUUAA